Molecule: messenger RNA, 1848 nt
Organism: Phragmites australis (common reed)
Lineage: Eukaryota; Viridiplantae; Streptophyta; Magnoliopsida; Poales; Poaceae
Product: BTB/POZ domain-containing protein At2g24240-like
Exons: 1
Coding region: 371-1708 (445 amino acids)
Biological process (GO): protein homooligomerization
Molecular function (GO): protein binding
Source: RefSeq, a predicted model, not a curated record
UCUAAUCAUGCGCCGUCUUCACGUCAAAGCGACACCACCAUCUCGCCUGCCUCCUGCUCACCCGCCGCCUCCGUUUCUUCUUUCUCUAGCCCCUCGCCUCCCCGCUGCCAUUACGCCAUAAAGCAAGCGGAAGCAGCAAAUCACGCUGCUGAUACUCGCUCAUAUAUCUACACGCCGCGACCGCGUACACAGGUAGUAACUAACCCAAUCCGCCUCCCCAACUGACCGAUACAGCGGAGGCAAUCCUACAAUUCCCCACCGGAUUCGCCGCGAAAUCCUCCGGUUCUUGGCGCCGAAUCCACCCGAGAUUGGGAGCCGGUUGCUGCGCCGCGCGGGGAUGGUGUAAAGAUCGGUUCUUUGGCGAGCUCUGAUGGCUGGAGGAGGGCGCGUGCGGUUCAACGUGGGCGGGCAGGUGUUCGAGACGACCACCACUACGCUCGCCAACGCUGGCCGCGACUCCAUGCUCGGCGCGCUGCUCGACUCCUCCUGGAACGUUUCCUCCUCCUCCUCCGGCGGCGGCGUGGCUGAGUACUUCAUCGACCGCAACCCGGCGUGCUUCGCGGUGCUGCUUGACCUGCUCCGCACCGGCAGCCUCCACGUGCCGCCGCACCUGCCGGAGAAGCUGCUCUACCGCGAGGCGCUCUACUACGGCCUCCUCGACCACGUCCGCGCCGCGCGGUGGGGCGCGUUCGACGGCGACCGCCUCCGUCUCGCGGUGUCCGUGCCCGGGCGCGCCCCCGGGGACGGCACGGCCAUCCGUGCCGCGCCUGACGGAGGGUGCUGCGUCGCGCACGGCGGCGCCGUGCGCGUGUACAACUGGAUGCUCGACGAGCGCCGGCCCGUGUCGCUCGAUCACUCGCAGGUCAACGACGCGGCCUACCUCGACGCCGCCACGUUCCUGAUCGCGGCCCGCGAGCGGCUCGGCAAGUGCGAUGGGGGCAUGGCUGCGUUCUCUGCCGUCUCCGGCGAACUCCGCCACCGAUUCCGCGUCGCGCAUGAACGGCAGGUCAAGUCGUUCACCGCCGGCGCGUUGGCGUUCGACCAAGACUCGAGCAUCUUCGCCAGCUGCAAGGGCCGGCUCAACGAGUACGGCAUCGGCGUCUGGGACUGCGCCACCGGCGAACAGGCCGACUUCUUCUACGAGCCCCCCGGCUGCGCCCUUGGCGACGCCGACAAGCUCCAGUGGCUGGACGCCACCAGCGCGCUCAUGGUGGCCACGCUGUUCCCCAAGGCAGACAACUGUUUCAUCGGCCUGCUGGAUUUCCGGGGCAAGAACGUGGUCUGGUCGUGGUCCGACGCCGACACACCCCCGUCGCUCGAGGACAAGCGCGUGCUCCACGCCAUCGCCAUGGAGGACGAGCGGUCGGUAUGCGUGAUCAACCAGUACGACGACCUGGGCUUCCUCGACCUCAGGAGCAGCACCGGCGGCGUGCGGUGGAGCUCCCGGAGCAAGCUCAUGAACCGGAAGGUGCCCGGCGAGGAGAGCUGCUACCCGAAGCUCGCCACGCACGGUGGGCAGCUCUUCUCGUCGAUGAACGACAGCAUCUCCGUGUUCAGCGGCCCCGAGUACGUGCUGACGUCGACGCUCCGUCGGAGCCACGGUGGCGCCAUCUGCGAUUUCUCGAUCGGCGGCGACCGGCUCUUCGCCCUGCACAACGAGGAGAACGUGUUCGACGUCUGGGAGACGCCGCCGCCGCCGAUCAUCUGACCGUCAGUGGACUACGGUUUGUUAGUUCGUUGUUGUUCUGUACCUUCCGUACUUUUGCAAGUGCUCGGUUAACAGUGGAAAGAAAUACUUAGAAUGGUAUCUGCACACUGAAUACUUUGUAACUUUUGAUCCUAAAGAAA